UCCUAUACUACCAACAAUUGUUUGAUACAAGACACCCAGGUCGACCCAAAGGCAUGGUUCAAUGAGAUGGAGAGACCCACUCACACAUUAUAUAUAGCACAGUUGUAAAAUGUCUUGAGUGUCCAACACAUGAACAACAAGCAAUACCGUACAUUUUAUGGUUCUUCUUGAGGUUCCCAAUAGCCAUACUGUGUGAUAAUAGCAUGAUGAACUUUGCAUUGACAUUCUUCUCUAUAAUGCAUGCAUGAAAUUAUAGUUCAUAGCAUACCAGCCAUAGGUAUAUAUUUUUAGUCAGUCUCAGACAUGAGUCACUGACAGCCACUAUAUAGCUACCCUCUUUACCACCACUUGGUUUACACUCACCACACUGCAGAGUGAUAAUUAUAAUGCCCAUUGGAAGAUCACAUGAACACAACAUGCCCACUUAUGGUUCAUUCUCCUCAUCCAGUCCACACUCUCUUAUUAGCACCAAGCCAAGUUGAUAGUAAGUCAACCAGCUAUUACGUCUUCCCUGAAAAAUGUACUAACUGAAAUAUAGUGUUUUACUAGCUGCUGCAUUUGCUCACCUCUAUAGCUUUUGUGUUGACCGAAUAAAACACAGGUGUACUCUGAACUCUAAUUCAAUCGUGCACUCCCGGUAACAUAAUAGUAAUUCGCAGGUUCGCUGACCUACAGCAGUGCGCCUCACUGUACAAAGUUGUGCCUGUACUAAUACUGGUAGGAGGAUGUGUAGCUAGUCCUAUUCAGCAACGGGAUAAUGUUACCUUGGGCGCCUAUACGGCAGCGGCUCCCACCUGCUAUAUUUCGGCCGCGCAACCUCCGCAAGUUGCGAGCACAUCUAGUAGCUAUGAAUCUCUCCGCCAGGCGAUGGAUUACUUUACUCCUCUUUCUGCAGAUCCGAUAUCUUCCAGUCCUUGCUCGUUUCUGCACCUGCUCAACUAAAGAGCACGGUGGUUGCAACCAUGGCGUGUGCAUAGCCCCCCAAUCCUCAACACAGUUUGCGUGUGAGAUGAGUGUUCGUCUGGCACCAAACGGGACUGUUACAGAGGUAAAGUACUAUUGCUUGGCUGGUCUCAUUCCUCCGUGUGGAGGACCGCCAGAUAUCGAUCUGUCUGGCUUUUCAACCUACUACGCAUGCUGUGGCAAUGCUGAUGAAUGUAACAGAUGUUUGGUCCCAACUGCACUCCCAGAUGAAGCCAAACUACAGCUUGAUGUCAGUCGUGACUGUAAUCACAGCUUACUCAACAAACAACCAACACAAACAAUGUCACCAUCACUCAAGUCUACAGAUCCAUCAUCAUCUGAAGAAAAUGCUCCAGUUCACCCCUACCUUCGUGCUGCUCUGGCAGUUGGCUGUGCGACCAUUGUGUGUCUGGUGGCAGUGCCGCUGACUGUUUUGACAGUUUGGUUCAGGCGCAAGUACUUGCUAUCAAGAGCAACAAACUUAGCUCACCGAACAGAAGAUGAUGAGGUUACAAAUACAAUCAAAUCUGGAAAACUGUUAGAAACCUGAAAAGUAAGAUUGGUAACCUGUUUUCCAUUUACUUUUCUCAGAUCGCUACAACUGACAUUUCAUCAUUACACGUGCAUGGACAAUGACUUUGUGUAUAAAAGUAUCUGGCUAUAAUUUGUAUUUUCUAUAUCUUUGUCUUUCACAUAGUGAUGAAAAGCAACCUCUUCAUUGUUCAUGGAAACAUUGAGGAGGGAAUUGCUCCCUGCUGGUACUAAAAUGAAUUUGACUCAUUACACUUUUUAGUAGCAAAGUAUAUAUGAAGUGUCAAUGAAUGUGGUUGUGGUCCACAAAGACACUAUUAAACCAGAAUGUGAGGCUAAAAUAAAAUGCAUGUGAUGCCUUGUCUUUGGAGUAUAAACCCUGUUAAAACUCUUUGGGGCCGAGGACGCA
Molecule: messenger RNA, 1903 nt
Organism: Geodia barretti
Lineage: Eukaryota; Metazoa; Porifera; Demospongiae; Tetractinellida; Geodiidae
Source: the annotation of a GenBank genome assembly